Callorhinus ursinus (northern fur seal) is the source of this 6489-nucleotide messenger RNA. RefSeq names its product CDK2 associated cullin domain 1 (gene CACUL1). Gene Ontology annotation, biological process: G1/S transition of mitotic cell cycle; positive regulation of protein kinase activity; ubiquitin-dependent protein catabolic process. NCBI's taxonomy places the organism in Eukaryota, Metazoa, Chordata, Mammalia, Carnivora, Otariidae. Gene Ontology annotation, molecular function: ubiquitin protein ligase binding; protein kinase binding. The record is from RefSeq and is a predicted model, not a curated record.
CGCCUGCUCCUCCGGACCCAGGGUCCCUCCUGUCUCAGCUCGGGGCCAGCUGAGGCGAGCCAAACCUUUGCCCUUUUGCGUGAGGGUGACUCACCGCUCCUGCCCCUUUUUGCUUUGCUUUCUCCUGGCUCGUUCCUCGCACCACGUGCCCUCCUGGCCGCUCCCCCAGCUACCCUUUCCAACCGCCUGUUGGAAGUUGCUGUAAAAUGUCGUGAGGGGCGCUGCCGCUUUACGGCUGCCUCUCCCAGGCUAGAGCCCGGGAGCGCCCACCGCCGUCAGCCCUGUUUCUAAGAGUCGGCCCGGCGGAGACGCAGAGACCCGGCGCGCUGCUCCCCUCCCCGCCGCGCCUGUGCCGGCCCCCGGCGAUGUGAGCUCGAGGAGGCUGCGGUGCCCCCUGGCCCGGGGUUGAGACGGGCGGCAGGUGCCUGUGAGGCGGGCGGGUGCUGGGGGCCUGCAGGAUGGAGGAAAGCAUGGAAGAGGAGGAGUGGGGCAGCUACGUGGCGAUGAUGGACGACCAGAACCACAACAACUGGGAGGCCGCGGUGGACGGCUUCCGGCAGCCCCAGCCACCGCCGCCGCCCCCCUCGUCGAUCCAAGCCCCUGCGCGAGAGCCGCCGGGGGGGCAGCUGCUGGCGGUGCCCGCCGCCUCGGUGGACAGGAAAGGCCCCAAGGAGGGGCUCUCGAUGGGGCCGCCGCCACCGCCAGAGGCCAAUGGGGUGAUCAUGAUGUUGAAGAGCUGCGACACGGCCGCCGCUGUGGCCAAGGCGGCCCCCGCCCCCACCCCCAGCUCCACCAUCAACAUCAACACCUCCACCUCCAAGUUCUUAAUGAAUGUUAUAACUAUUGAAGAUUAUAAGAGCACAUACUGGCCAAAAUUGGAUGGUGCCAUAGAUCAGCUUUUAACCCAGAGUCCUGGUGACUAUAUCCCCAUAUCCUAUGAACAGAUAUACAGUUGUGUGUAUAAAUGUGUCUGCCAGCAGCACUCAGAACAGAUGUACAGUGAUCUGAUUAAGAAGAUAACUAAUCACCUAGAGCGAGUCUCAAAGGAGCUGCAGGCCAGCCCUCCAGAUCUCUAUAUUGAAAGAUUUAAUAUAGCUCUUGGACAGUAUAUGGGAGCAUUGCAGAGCAUUGUGCCUCUUUUCAUAUAUAUGAAUAAGUUUUACAUCGAAACCAAGCUUAACAGAGACCUAAAAGAUGACCUUAUAAAGCUGUUUACGGAACAUGUUGCAGAAAAGCACAUUUACAGCCUAAUGCCUUUACUUUUAGAAGCCCAGUCGACACCAUUUCAAGUCACACCUUCAACUAUGGCAAAUAUUGUGAAAGGCCUGUAUACUCUCAGACCAGAGUGGGUUCAGAUGGCUCCAACUCUGUUUUCUAAAUUUAUUCCAAACAUUCUCCCUCCGGCUGUGGAAUCUGAACUUUCUGAAUAUGCUGCUGAAGAUCAGAAACUUCAAAGAGAACUUAUACAGAAUGGUUUUACGAGAGGUGACCAGUCCCGGAAAAGAGCUGGGGAUGAGUUGGCUUAUAACAGCUCAUCAGCAUGUGCAAGUUCCAGAGGGUACAGAUAGUGAAUGUAUUGAAUGUACUUUCCUUCCCGAAAAGAGGACACACUGGAGCUGCAGAGACUGUAUUCGGAGCACAGCGGGGGGGGCCUGCAGACACUCAGGAGCUCUGUCACAAAGUUGUUCUUGGAAGAGGAUGUUGGACUUCUUACUUUGGUUUGUAAUUUUAAAAAACAAAAAAACUAACAAAAAAAACAGUCAGUUGCUGCUAGACUUGGGGAUGAUUUUGAAAUGGGACAAUCUUUUAAUGAGUUUAUCUACAGAUUCCAUGAGGAACAAGCGUCUUGAAAAGUGACCAUUGCUAAGGGAAAUCCAGCAGCCAACAUCAGCAGCUUCCUCCAAAAAUAUAAGAGCCGAAGAAUCUUUUUUUUUUUUUAAAGCACUUGUUUUGUUCAUUUGUGGACUUGGCACUUCAGCAUAUUGGCUUUACACAUCAGGAUCUCUUUUGCUUUAAAAUCAAGCAGAUCAUUACAAUACAGUGUUUUUCACCCAUUACCAAAACAAACCCCUUUUAAAAGAGUUGGUCAUUAAAAGAGUUUAGCAUUAGAAAGUCUUGUUAAAGGAAAAUGCUAACUUGGCUUCUGCUAUAACUUUUCCCCUCACCAGUUCACAACUUUUUUCUACUGUGUGCCUUGAGCUUUGUGCACUUUGCAACUCUGUGACCAUGAUGUUCAACUCACAAAUGCUUCCUGAAAAAGUUUAUGGUAUCACAGACUAACCCACUAAGAUGUCAGGUGUGACUUUGUAGCAGGAUGCUAAGUAAGUGGGAAAAUAGAAGUGUGUUGCUCAUUGGUCAGAUCUCCCCCUGCCUCACUGUGGCAUGUUCAUAUUAAUGUUGGGGACCAACUCUUGUAGAACAUAUCCAUUCCCUCUGUCACUUCACAUGAUUUCACCAGCUGCUGGAGUAUUGGCAUGAUGCUAGUGUAGGGGUGGGCUGUACUUUAGCACUAAGCUCCCUUUUUAGUAUUGUGGAGAAAUUUCCAGUGGUAACAGCUAGUUACUGUGGUGCUCUAGGAAGCAGAUAUGGUUAUUAAAUCCAAAUAUAAUAAUUGGUGUGGGCUUCCGGAUCCAUUUCAUUUUAUAUGGGUGAGUAGGUACUUUUAAAAAAAAAAGUCUGCAGUUUGCAUCUUUUUUAGCAUUAUAUUCAAGUAUAAUAGAGAAGUAGCACUGCUGUUUCAAGCUUCCUUCCACCUGUGACACAGCUAUAUUUUGUUUUUUUUUCUGUACCCACAGUGCUGUUUAGUUUCUUACAAAAGACUCCAAAGCUUAUUCUAGUUGUUUUUGGAAGGCAACGAAAAAUAGAUGUGGCAGGUGAAAAUAUUUUCUCAAUUUUGCUUGACUCUAAAUUGAGCAUAUGCUUGAUUCUGUUUGGCUAUGUCACACUAAUAUUUACCUCUUCAGAGAACUUGGGGCAAAACAAGGUGUAUCAGGGAUAGUGUCACACUUCUGAUUGUCACGUUUCUCGUAUAGGUGCCUCUGCCGACAGUUUGUCUUUUUUCACGAGCAGGCUGGAUGGGAGAGUUUGAAGUGUGAUGAUAGGAGCAAGGAAGUCAUCUAAUAGAAGUCCUCUAUUUGUAAAAUUAUUGUUCUGAGAAGUAAACGUAAAGGGUGUCAGAUUUAUUUUUUAAGUACUUAAACAAACCAGAGUUGGUGGAUUUUGCAGAGGACUUUGGAUUGGACUUGUUUAACUCUGUGAGCAUCUUAGAUUGUAUUGAUAAACACUGAAUUACUGUAAGAAUAUAUACAGGCUCUCACUGUGCCCUGUACAGGUUGAUUUGCUAGCCCAGUAACAUUGUGGUGUCAAGGAAGAAUUGCAUUCCAUCAUGAAGUCCAAAUUUUACUCCUUGCCAUGGAGUGCUCGCUGCGGGCUUAUAAAUAACACCUGCGACUAACAUCUCUCCUGAGUGGUUUUAAUAAUACUUCUGAAAGGAAUAAAAUUGGGAUGAUUCUUUAAAUGUGGAUGAGUUCUUCAUUAUCCUAAUAAUGUGCCCAAAUGCUUUUUCUGGGAGAGUAUUCUUUGGCCAACAAUGGAACUUUCUCUAUAAAAGCAUUGUAUUAUGAUGUGAACUGGCAUUAAAAUCUUCUGAUGCUUUUGCAUUAUUAAGUUAAUGGAGAAAGAUUUUAUAUUGUCUUCUUUUUAUUAUUAUUAUGUAUGUGUUAGCAAAAAGUGGGCCAAGUUUGCAAAAUUUAGUCUCUCUAAAUAUUUGCGCAGCGACUGCAGCUCACUGUGGGCCAGGGCUUAGUACUGCAAAACCGUGAGUGGAAGGCACUAUAGAAAUCAUACAUGCAACCUCCUAGUGUAUGUGACUUGUUACUCAUCUUGGCCCCUUGAGGUACAUUGCAGGAUGAAAAACCUAUUUCUUUAUUUUAAGUAGAAAUUGACCUUGCUUAUUUAAUUGGGUUUAACAAAAUUCUUGGUUUGCAACAUGAGAGGAAAUUAAGAUUUGCCCUCCAUUUUGUAUUGACUAAGCCCGGUUGGCCAGAAAGUAUUUUCUUCUCAUGUUUACUUGUAUUUUUCUUGCCAGUACAGUGUCUAGUUUUUCCACCCCAGUUAAAUCCUAGCUUUUGUGGGGCCCAAAUCACUGAGGACAGAAAAUUAUACGCUGAUUGUCUCAUUAGGCUACAUGUAGUUGAUCCGGCGAGCCCGACUGGUGUGUAUGUGCAGCCUGAAGCUAGACUCCCCGAAAGAAAGGCAGCUCGGUCACCUGAACAAUGACCCGUCAAAGUAAAUGACUAUGGUUUUGAGAGAUGGUACUUACUUUAAAAGUUGGCCUUAUUCUUCAGUAACAGUGUCCUCUCCCGGUCUCUGUUGUCACAGCUGCACCCUAACCUGACAGGAGCUACUGCUUUGUUUUCUGUGGGGUGGAAGGCAAAACUUCGCAGAGUGUGACUCUUAAUCUAGUAGUUCUUAGGUAGAUUUAGAAGAAACACAAACCUGGAUGCAUGAGUUGUGCAUUAUUAAAUUUUGUGGGAAAGUUUUUUUUUUUCCUGUCCCUUUCACAAGUUUGAGGCAGUUCCUCUCCCCUUCUUUGGGGUAUAGGACAGAAGCUGAGCGGUAAGUGAGAUGUCAGGAGAAUGGGCGCCCAUGGCGUUAGCGCCGUGUGCGUCUCCAGUGCCCCGGCCAUGUAAGCCGCACUCCCCUGGAGUGCAGACGCCGUGCUUUCUGUCGGGUUGCAAAUUUGCACACGUGAAGAAUUCCUCAGGAAGAGUUUGCACAUGCAUCGCCUUGCAAUAUUCAUUACUGACCGAACAAGGGACUUGAACGUUUUUCAGCACAAAAGGAGAGCUUCAGAAUGGUGGUCUGUGCACUCGUACUAGCAAAGGUCAUGGUGAUCUAGCAAACACGAUUGGUUUCUGCAGUAUAAAGUGAGCAGGAGCACUUGUAUCAUAGUAUUUAAAUAAGCCUGUUUAAUCUCCGGAGUAGCACUUCCAGAUUUUGUCUUCUUUUCUUAUUGAGACUGGCUAUAUUUUCUUCUGUGUUUUUUCUGUUUUAUAGCAGUUAAUUAUUUCCAUGAUUAUUAUAGAGGCAUUGCCCUUGAGCUAAAAUUCAGUUGUUUAAGAAGAAGCUAUUAUUAAAAAUAACUGAACAUUGUUUUAUGAAUAUACACUAAUCUGAGGUAUUAAAAAAUUCUAAAACUAAAAAGCAAAACAAAAAACCUACAUUAGGUAUCCAGUCAGUUGGGGUGUUUUGAGCUGAUUUUUUUUUUUUUUUUUUUUUUUUAUGGUGUCUCAUUGCGCUUCAGAGUAUUAUGUUUACUUUACUCCAGGUCUAGGCCUCUUAAGGGGACUUCAAAAUGUAAGAUCAGAAUGUGAAUCCCUUGACUGACACCUAGAAUAGGUUUAUAGGACCUUUUCGGUUGUGGUUGCAGUUUUCAGUAAGAUUGCAUAAGAUGAAGUUCACGUUUAUCAGAAGUUAAAAUAGGAGUUCUUGGAGAAAUGGCUUUCUUGUUACUUUCAUUGCCUUGUGGAAAUUUGUCCUAGUUUCUGGCCACCAGAAUCGAUGAAAGGACCCCUGUUCUUUUUCAAGGGUAAUGAUACCUGUUUUGUCCCCUUAGUUUUGAUGAACUCGGUCACUGACACUUUUCCUCCUUGCCUGGCCAAGAUCCUAUUUUGAACUUCUUUACAGAGCCGAGUGGCACAAGUACAUAGACUAUUUCUGCUGAUGUUGAUGGUGUGGCUGUGGGAGCAUUAGAGAAAAUCCUCAUCAGAGGUACAUUCUUACAGGACCUCAGUAUACAUUGUACCCCUGCUGGUCGAAAAUUAUCUUCAUUUCUGGUUGGACUGCAUUGUUUAGAAAAAUGUUAAUGGUUUAUAAUUCUAGGAAAUUUAUAGUGUGGCUCUGGGGUAAAUUUUGUGGUUUGGAAAAAAAAUAAAUAUUUUGUAUUGAUUCUAACAUGUCAUUUCAAUGUGGUGACGAUGUACUAAAUGCAAUAAGACUGUGGAUAUUCUUCUUUGAAGGGUAUGUUUUGUUAAACAGAUGGCAAUUUAAUCGCUCUCAUUAGCCCUGGUUGUCAAUAUUAAGACCAUGCGAUUCAGGAGAAAUUAUUCAAAUGUGAAGUUGUGGGGAGUUAUGGCUGGAAACAGGAAUGCUUAUGAAUAAAUAGGAGGUCAAAUGCAGACAAGAGGCUCUUGCCACCCACCAGCACAGCCAGAGCAAGGAUGAAGCAAUGAAGUCUAGUCCCUGGUGGUGCUUAUUUGUUGGAAAGCAUGGUGGAGCUUAGAACAGGGUGUUCUGUACACCAUCUCUUUUAUCAAUCCAAGAAAAACAAAAUGGUGGAUGAAACUCUUACUGAUUGGGGAUUAAAGCCACUGACUUUGGCUCUGACCUUUAACUCUUGAUGGAUUUGGAUUCACUCCUUCUGUAUUAAGGGUGUAUACCAUCACUCGAAAACAUUGUGGUUAAUGAAAUAAAUCUUGUACAGAUGUC